Molecule: messenger RNA, 828 nt
Organism: Spodoptera exigua (beet armyworm)
Lineage: Eukaryota; Metazoa; Arthropoda; Insecta; Lepidoptera; Noctuidae
Source: the annotation of a GenBank genome assembly
AUGGGCGGCGGUGAUUGCUUAACAUCAGAUACUAGACGGCACAAUCACUUCAAAGGGCUAAAAGUGAUCAACUUCAGAUUCACAAACAAGGUGCUGCAGAAUGAACUCGACGAGGCAGUCCUCAACCUUCACAUCCAAGAGUUGGAGUCGAAAAACACCACUAUCGACCCCGAUGAGCCAUUCACCAUCAACUUACAAGUCAGCAGGGUGACAAGGAAUAACCAGGGAAGCAAAGCGUCAGUGCCUUACACUGACAAUUCAGUUAAGAUGACCAGAAGUGAACUGAGAUCUGGUAAAUGGUUGAAGGUUAAUAUAACCACGAUGGUUGCGGAGUUUUGCCAACUGCCGCGGGAGAAUUUAGCAAUAGUAGUGAGAGUACAAGACUCAAAGAAUAGAAUGAGUUUGGUUGUGCCACAUCCAAGCUCUGAAUCAAAUAAUGCUUUGAUGCCAUACAUAGAAGUAAGCCUAAAGGACAAUUCGCACAAACGGACACGACGUACUAUUGGCAUGGACUGCACAGAGAACUCGAAAGAAGCGCGCUGCUGCCGGUACCCUCUCGUGGUGAAUUUCGAAGAGUUCGGCUGGGACUGGAUCAUCGCGCCCAAAGUCUAUGACGCCAACUAUUGCAGUGGGGAGUGCCCUUACAGCUUCCUACAAAAAUACCCACACACCCAUUUAGUACAUCUCGCAGCUCCACAAGGCAGUGGGGGGCCUUGCUGCGCCCCUCGAAGGAUGAGCAGCAUUACAAUGCUCUACUUCGAUCAUGAUUAUAACAUUAUAUACGGGACCAUCCCCGGCAUGGUUGUCGAAAGCUGUGGAUGUUCAUAG